Molecule: messenger RNA, 853 nt
Organism: Ostrea edulis (European flat oyster)
Lineage: Eukaryota; Metazoa; Mollusca; Bivalvia; Ostreida; Ostreidae
Exons: 3
Coding region: 213-653 (146 amino acids)
Source: RefSeq, a predicted model, not a curated record
GUGAUUUUGAAAAAGAAUGGUUUGACUUAGGGGUUGAUUGGACACUUCCAAUUUUAGAAUCAUAAUAUUCCCCAUUAGAUCCCUACUUAUCAUUAACUGGAAAUGAUGGAACAACACAGGAUUUUCUAAGUCAGACGACAUCUCCUUCCUCCUUGUCUGCUCAAACAAAGACAGUCACUUCUACCCUCCAUGAACAGACCAAACUUCCAGUCAUGCUUCACCAACAAAAACCCCUUCAAUCUGACGACAGUAAUGGAACCAGAAAAAGGCGCCUUGAUGAAACAGAGGACUCCAUCCCUUUAUCUCUACUUAGGAAAGACAAUGCUACAAGCAAGAAGUCUUUAAAAACGCAUCACCAUCAGACAGUAAUUUCCACUGAUCCGCGCCACCAGCGAGAUGAGGAACAAGCCAUCUUGAACACAUUUAGAAAAAAUAAUGCCAAAAAAUUUGAGGCACUUAGCACACGCUGUGCGACUCCUGAAAAGCGGGAAGAAAAGUCAGCCCAACCCCUUUACGAGGAAUUUGAGGCGGUAAAUGAGUUAAUCAACUGUAUACAGGCAGAUCUGGCUCAAACGACCUUCCUGGUGACAUAUAUUAAAGACUUUGUGCGCAAAAACUGUAAACGGAGAAUACCCCUCCAGACUUUGUCCUAAGAGAGUUGAUUCAGCAAACAUUUUAUCCGACUCCGUCCCAAGAGAGUCCAUUCAGCAAACUCUGUAAAUGAUGAGGAUUAUCUUCAAAAUGUAGAUAGUGUUAAUUUUUACUGGAAUUUAGUGUUGAUGAUUGACGGUAUGCACGAACUGUCCAAUUACAUUCUCUUUUGAAGUUGUUUAACAUUGGAAUUCAGAUUAAA